AGUGCUGAAAGGUGCACAUCACUGAAGGAAAGUUUAAAUCAACCCUGCCCCCUGUUGUUACCGGCCUGUGGAUACACUGCAGGCUGAGGGGGAGUUGGAAAAAGAGUGUGUAGUUUAUAAAGCUCAUCAGUAAAAUAUCAUCAAAAGGAUUUUAUUGUCUAAGAUUUAGAAACCACAACUGAGGGAAUGUGCCUAUGUCUCUUUUGUGUUAUGACACAAGGUGACUCUGGUGGGCAUAAAUUUAUAGCAAUACAAACAUAGCUCCGUGUUCCUGUAAGAUUUCCCUAGCCUUGGGCCUUGCCACCAGCCUCACUGGUUCUUAAACAAGCUCCGCCGCCCUCUGGCACCGCUGGUGUGCUUCUCACAGACUGCGAGAUUUAUUGUUGAGUUGCAAGGCAGAGAAAACACACAACAUUUUUCCUGUUGGUCUGCAGUGAGUCACAGCAGCAGCCAUCACCUCUCAGUGAAGUAGCUGCUGCUUUUCUCUUAACUUGUCUCAGCCUCCUGACUGAUGUUCAGACUGGAAAUUACAAUAAGGCUGCACACAGUGAGCCCGGUUUGAGUUGACCUUGCAGUGCUGAAACAUCAUCAUUUUUGCUUCGGUUCAUAGAAAGCUAAGUUUAUUGUUUGGUUCAUCACAGGAUCCCUCCACCACCUACCAUAAACUUUGCUUCUGUGAAGCUCCUUCAGUGCAAACACAGGCGCUUCGAUCAGCGUCAAAGGGAAUAAGUCAGGGGUACGUAAUGUUGCAUUUACGCACUUUGCUAUUGUGAAUACCACAUAACUAGAUUCUCCAUUACUCCUCCAUUACAAUACCACUGAGAUUAUAAACAGACCUGACAGCUGUGAUGGUGCACAGGCAAGGCGCACUGUUCGGAAAAGGGCACAGUGGAUCGCAGUAAAUCCCUGCAGCACAGGUGUGAUCGACAACCAGUGGCAGUAAAAGGCGCUUUGCCAGAAACGGUUCAUAGGAGCAGCUCGUCUCUGACCUCCACCUCUUUCACCUUCUGCUCAUUUCAAUGUCUUGCUCCUGCUGUCCACAGGAAAUCAUAUUGUUUGAGAUUGCUUCCUCUGAGAGCAGGAAGAGGUAUUCGAGGGAGGGAGACUGUAGCCAAAAAACAGCCUCUCUCCACUUGUUCUGAAUUCUGCUUUGUCUUCCUUUCUCAUCGCUGUGUAUGUACACCAUGUGCCCAGACUGACGGACUAUAAGUCCUUUCCAAAAGAGGUAGUUUACGCAAUCAAAUCCUGCUUACAAGAUAUCAGCAUCUAAAUGGUGCACAGCUUUAGAGCCACGGGUGAACUUUGGCACCCUUGAAACUAAUAUUGCAUUAAAUUAAGAAACUGUGUGAGGGUCUGAAUACCACUGUAGCAUUGUACAAAAAGAUUAGGGAACAAUAGGUCUUCACCUAAUCUCCCUUUAAAAAGCAAAACUCAUAAAUCAUUAAAAACAUGUAUCCUCUUAAAGAACGUCAUUUUACAAAAUGACUUGUUCUGGAUCUCUUCUAUGCUCAUGGCUCAAAUCUGGGAUUCAUUUAGAAAAUGAUGACACAUACAAACCAGCAAGAGAUUGUCACACAGUUUGUCAUAGCCCCGGGGGAAAUGCAUUGUUACCCUGGUUUGCACAGGUUUGUUGUCAGUAUCAGCUGAUAAGAGGCUGUUUUAAUGUGCGGUCUCCUGGCAUUGUGCUGGCUGGAUUCUCAGUCACUUCCUCAACUCUGCGGCUGUUUGCGAUUUACUUCCAGUAAAGAUCAUGAGCUUUUUAUCCGUUUAAGGCUUUGGGCCAGCUGCUCUCCAGUUAUCGAAGGUGUCAGAUGUAUGCUGGAAAAACAGCACAGCACAGUUUUCCUGUGCUGCGCAUUGGCUUGUCAGCCUUGGGCUGUGGAUGGAGGUUGAACAUUUCUUUUCCAAAAUGUUGUCAUACUGGUGUUUUGUUUCCUACCACUCUGUGCUGUAGAGAUAGGGAGCACAAUGCCCUGAUUUUCCAUCUUAUUGCCAUAUAUAUACUUCAUAGAGACACCGAGGGAGGGGGCGAGACAGAUGGUCAUGGUCAUUUAGACCAUAUCUCGCUGUCACACAUAACCAGAGUCAGUGUUAGCCAGCUGAUUCAAAACCUUGCACUGUGGACCAAACAGCUAUUUGCUAUGGAAACAGCCGCUCGAGGAUUUCCUUCAGGAAGAGAUGAGAGGUGAAACUCCCCCUUUCCCCCUCCGGUGCACCCUCUUUUCACCUUCCCCGUUGUUCCUACCAGCUCUUUGUGCUUCAGGUGUGCGCCCAGGCCGUGAGUAGUGAUGGGGGACUGGAGCCUCCUGGGGAAUUUCCUAGAGGAAGUCCAGGAACACUCCACUUCGGUUGGAAAGAUUUGGCUCACCAUCCUCUUCAUCUUUCGUAUCCUGGUGCUGGGCACAGCGGCAGAGUCCUCGUGGGGGGACGAGCAGAGCGAUUUCCUCUGUGACACCCAGCAACCUGGUUGCACCAAUGUGUGCUACGACAGGGCCUUCCCCAUCGCACACAUCCGCUACUGGGUGCUGCAGAUUGUCUUUGUCUCUACGCCCUCCCUCAUCUACAUGGGCCACGCCAUGCACACAGUGCGCAGGGAGGAGAAGCGGCGAAAGAGGGAGCAGGAGGAGAGAGAGGCGAGAGGUGAAGAGGGAGGAGACCUGGAGGGGGAGAAGGAGUACCUCCAGCAGAAGGACAGCGGAAAGGAGGUGAUGGCUGAUGGGAGUGGCAGAGUUCGCCUAAAAGGGGCGCUGCUGCGGACCUACGUCCUGAGCAUCUUGAUCCGUACAAUGAUGGAGGUGACCUUCAUUGUGGUGCAGUAUCUUAUCUAUGGGGUGUUCCUCGAUGCGUUGUACCUAUGCAAGGAAUUGCCCUGUCCCAAUCCGGUUAACUGCUACAUGUCACGGCCCACGGAGAAGAAUGUCUUCAUCGUCUUCAUGCUGGUGGUGGCCGGCGUUUCUCUGCUGCUCUCUGUGUUGGAGCUCUACCAUCUCGGCUGGAAGAGCAUCAAGAAGUGCAUACACAAAAAAAUGAUGCAAAAGAGCAAGCAGAGAGCUGUGACGGUAGCAGUGUCCGCAGCCUUGGAGUCCAACACCUCACCACAACCCUCAGCCUCCUGCACCCCACCUCCUGACUUCAACCAGUGCCUGACAGCCCCCGCCUCCAUAAACCGCAUGACCUCCAUGGCCUCUCAUCCCUUCAACACCAGAAUGGCGCUGCAGCAGAACUCAGCCAAUCUGGCAACUGAGCGACAUCGUAGCUGCGACAACCUGGAGGAUGAUGACGACUUCCUCAGGAUGAGAUACAACCAGGUACCGACAGACCUGCCCAAUAACUGCUCGCCAUUGCCUCUGCUGCACUCAGUGUACCUGAAGGACAAACGGCGCCUGAGCAAGACCAGCGGGACCAGCAGCAGGGCUCGCCAAGAUGACCUGGCAGUAUAAAUUCACAAAGUGUGGUGUAUGAGGAAGAGAGGAAGAAGGGCUGGACCUUCGGAAGUAAAGUGUGUCUGGGAGAUAGCUCUCUGUGAUGGAGGCAUGGGCUGAGGCUAACUAUGCACUGUAGCACCAAGGCCUGACACUUGAGCACAUGUGAUGAGUGGAUAAUGUGAACUUGACUUGUGUGAGCUUUGUGCACUAGAGCUCUAAAAAAACUGCAAAACAAGCUGUAAAGGAGAAUAAUGAGAACAGGGUAACAGGUUUGACACCUGACUAUUGCACAUUAGGAGUAGAGAGUCCUUUAAUUUUAAACCAGUUAACUACAGAUUAGCCGAUUUUUGUCACACACAAAUGCAAAAGAAAAAAAAAGAUUUGCAAUAAAUAAAGACAGGAUCGCAGUAUGCUAUAAACUGUGAAGCUCUUCGAUAAAGUGCCUUACCAAGCGUGAGAAAUAUCUAUUUCCUUAUAACAUUGUUUUUGUAAUUAUUUAAAAGCCACGGUAGAGACUGUCAUUUAAACCACUUGUUGACCUGAUUGCACUAUACCUGCAGGCAAACAUAAAAACGUAACUCGGAAAUAAUAGCACUGCAAUCUCAAAGCCUGUCAGUGAAGUCAGUCCUAUACUAGUCAGACGUCUUCUGUGCACUCAAAUGAGAGAAUGUAGCCUCUAACAGGAUUUUCUUUUUGAAGGUCCCUCAAAGAAAAAGCAAGCGGUCCUGCUUGGAUGUUGUUAUGAAUGGAUUCAGCCACUAGGUGGCAACAAUGCACUAGCGUUUCCCCUUUUCUCUCCCGGAGCCAUUGUGUUAAAAGUGUGUUCCUAAGAAACGUGUGAGUCGGUGUCUUUGAAUGUAUUGUUCUUGUAGCACAGUAACUGUGCGGGUAGUUCAUAACCAUGUUGUGAAUAAACGUCUUUACAAGUCGAAGAUGAGUUUUUUAAGUAUAUACAUAUAUAUAUAUAUAUAUAUACAUAAAUAUAGUAUAAUAUUUGAAGAACUGUCCAUCCUGCUGUACAUCCACUGCAGUCUUUGGUUAUUUCACACAGACAUUUAUGCAAUAACUGUCAUCACAAACCCACAACAAAUUAAUAAACCAU
Messenger RNA from Oreochromis aureus, 4527 nucleotides. RefSeq names its product gap junction protein, alpha 5a (gene gja5a). The coding region runs from base 2289 to 3440 and encodes 383 amino acids. The transcript is spliced from 2 exons. Gene Ontology annotation, cellular component: connexin complex. The record is from RefSeq and is a predicted model, not a curated record. NCBI's taxonomy places the organism in Eukaryota, Metazoa, Chordata, Actinopteri, Cichliformes, Cichlidae. Gene Ontology annotation, biological process: cell communication.